Messenger RNA from Siniperca chuatsi (mandarin fish), 5774 nucleotides. Its product is annotated as vasopressin V2 receptor-like. Gene Ontology annotation, molecular function: peptide binding; vasopressin receptor activity. The record is from RefSeq and is a predicted model, not a curated record. The transcript is spliced from 7 exons. NCBI's taxonomy places the organism in Eukaryota, Metazoa, Chordata, Actinopteri, Centrarchiformes, Sinipercidae. Gene Ontology annotation, cellular component: membrane. Gene Ontology annotation, biological process: positive regulation of vasoconstriction; regulation of systemic arterial blood pressure by vasopressin; G protein-coupled receptor signaling pathway. Bases 472 to 2022 code for a protein of 516 amino acids.
AGAUUCAUUUCUGCUGGUGGUGCUGGAGGCACAGCACAUUGCAAGAGCAUAACGUGACGCACAAGGAGCCGGGACACACACGGCCAUCAAAUGGAUUACUCUGACAUACACUUGUGAACUCCAACACAGCAAGGACAACACAGUCAGCAGGCACACAAAGGGCUUGCACAGACCUUGCAGAACUUCGUAGUCACACUGACAGAAUUAAAAGAAAAACUACCUGCCGUUGAUGAAGACACACUGACAUUUUUUUUGCGUCCUCCCUAAAUUAUUUAGAAGCCAGCUGAUAUUACGCUAAGUGGAGGGACUUGGAUAGACAGCUGAAGAUGUCAAUGUUUUUGGGUGAAUUUCUGACAGCUUCUUGUCACCACAGCUGCACCACUGAUGUGAGUCAUAAUCACUGAGACGAGAGAAAAACACACCGAGAGAAAAGGACGCGUGAGAAAGCUUACCAUGCACUGACAAUAAGGAAUGGAAAGCAUCAGUGUGGAAACGGACUGGGAUGGGUUAGCCCUCUCAUCUCUGGUCACCACAGGAAGGAACAACUUCUCUUCCUCUUCUUUGUUUGUCUCUGAACUGAACUCCCUCAAUAGUUCUCACAGUGGGGGAUCCUUCUUCGGGAUCUUUCCUGAGAAUGAUUCCACCACCACGCCUCACACCAUGCCCCAGCCCAGGGUGAGGGACCUGGGCCUUGCCCGGGCAGAGAUUGCAGUUCUCGCGACAGUGCUGGCUCUUACCACCCUUGGGAAUAGUUUUGUGCUGUGGGUGCUGCUGAGGAGGAGGAAGCACAAUGCACCGAUGCACGUGUUCAUGGUCAACCUGUGUGUGGCUGACAUGGUGGUGGCCCUCUUUCAGGUUCUUCCCCAGCUAAUAUGGGAUAUCACAGAGAAGUUUCAGGGGCCUGACUUUCUCUGCCGGUCUAUCAAGUACUUGCAGAUUGUGGGCAUGUUUGCUUCCUCCUACAUGAUAGUUGCCAUGACAGUAGACCGGCACCAUGCCAUCUGCUGCCCAUUGCAGGCCUACCGUGGGGGAGCCAUGUCCCGCUGGAACACCCCUGUCAUGGUGGCCUGGGGCUUGGCGCUAAUUCUCAGCAUACCACAGGUGUUCAUCUUCUCUCGCUCAGAAGUUGCUCCUGGAGAGUAUGAGUGCUGGGGUCACUUUGCUGAGCCAUGGGGGCUGAAGGCCUACGUCACCUGGAUGACUGUGGCUGUCUUCCUCCUGCCCGCCCUCAUCAUUACCAUCUGUCAGAUAAGAAUCUUCCGAGAGAUUCACAAUAACAUUUACCUGAAGUCAGAGAGGAUGGGGAUGGCUGAGUUGAAGAAGAAUGAAAUCUUCUUCCGCUUCCAUCGCUUUAAGAAGGAGGAUGAGCGGGCCAGGGAGAGGGGGAGACGGGCGUCUGGAGGAGGGGGCAGGGAUGGGAGAGGAGGACAGCUCUUAAAGGGUAUGAAUAACAACCCUCACAAUAACACCCAUAACAGCCAAGGGGGCGAGUGUUACGACUAUGUACCAUCCGCUAUUCAGUAUAACAGUUGCUGUGGUGAACAUGUGACAACAACAACAUCGUCUACACAACAGCAAACACUGAACAGCUCAGAUUGCCAGGAGUCCUACACGUCCUACGAGCUGGCCUCAGGCUCACCCCGCUGCUCCCUUGACUAUGCCCCCCCUCACCGUCCAGCCACUCCGCCUCCAAGCAUCACUAAAGCCAUGUCCAAGACAGUGAGAAUGACCCUGGUCAUUGUGCUGGUCUAUACUAUCUGCUGGUCGCCUUUCUUCAUCGUCCAGCUUUGGGCGGCCUGGGACCCCAACCCUCCAAACCAAGGAGUGGCCUUCACUAUCCUGAUGCUGCUAGCCAGUCUGAACUCGUGCACCAACCCGUGGAUCUACACAGCUUUCUCCAGCAGCGUGUCCCGAGAGCUUCAGAACCUGCUGCACUGUCGGUCGCGACCUGGUCGCCGGGGCUCCCUGCCUGACGACUCCACCACCACGCACACCUCCACCACCAAGGACAGCCUGUACUGACAGAGACCGAUGACACAGAAACAGACACACAGAGACAUGUUUGAAAAGACAUGCAUGGGUGCACACGGGUCCGUUGCAAGGACGUGUUGUUCCACACAACUCUGCCGCCACCACCACCUUCAGCGUCGCAGCAUGAGAACGGAGAGCACUGACCUCUACCAGAUGUUUCCAACAACAAAGGACAGCUGUACUGUCAACAGGACCUCUGUCUGUAAUCACCUGUCUUCUCCACCCCAGUAAUGAGGAAGAGCGUUAUUAAAGAUGUCAACACUACCAUUUUAUGAGGGCACUGUGGAAUAUACUGUACAGUGAGAGCAUCUGCAAUGCAAAAUGGCCUUGAAAGUAGAGAUUUUCACCUCAGCUGCAGUUGAGUAGGACCCUGUGCAUUGAUUGAAUAUGAGAAAUGAGGAAAAAGUCUUGCCUUGCUCAGACAGAGCAGAGCCACAGGAAUGCAAAGGGUGGAUCACUGCAUUUAUGGCUUUACAGCACGCCUAAUGCACAAAGCAGCAGACAAAGCUAUGGGUGUAGAGAAAACAAAGCAGCAGGCUGAGGGAAAUAGAGAGAGAGCCACAUACACACAGCAAGAGAAAGCGAUACUGCUGUUGGACUGAGAACAGACAGGGGAUGACAUGGAUGUUACAGCUGCAGGAGCGGUCCUGAGAAGUCUGUAGUUGAAAUCUAAUAAUGUGAACAAACUUAAAUCAAAGAAAGUGGAUUAGAGACAGAUGCUUGAGGCUGAAUUCAUAGUUGCUCAGGAGAAAUCUGGAUCCAAAGAACAAUAGUGAUUUGGAUGGAAGAGAUUCACUCAUGAGGACGGUGCAAUAGAAUCAAGACAGUGCCCCACAAAGAAGUGGAAUACCGUGGGUUAACACAGACAGGAGGAGGGUCAGGCCUAGAAGAAUACAAAUGAACAAUCCAGGUUUCCGCAAUCAACCGGGACACAAUUAUGUGAUUGUAUUUUGUGCAAACACAGCAUAUGAGGUACACAAAAUUACCUUCCUGUCAUGCUCUUCUGAAAGUAUGAAACAAGAACAUGAACAUUAACAUGAACAGACACAGGAAGGAAACAAAUAAGAAACAUUCAACAGCAUUCCAUGUACAUUAUUACAUUAUUUAUUGAAAAUGUAAGGCACAAUAGAUGUUAUAACAUUAAGUGUAAGAUAAAUGUUGAAUGUAAAUCAUACAAUUGUAAUGGUCCGACAUGUGUAGUAGAAAACAAGGAAACCAAAGAUUUUUUAAAGCGCGACAGUAGAAUCAAUUCAGGUCUUAAUAGCAGAGAUAUUACAAAGCUUCAACAGAUAAUUGAUAUUAAGUGGAAAGAGAAACUACUGCACAUCAUGUCGACUGCCUGUCAGUUCAAGAAAAACUUCACAUCAAGAGAAAAUUCUCCCAGUCUAACCAAGUGCCUGUAACGUCAGUAGACAUUUGUAGGGGGGCCUCCCUCACUGGAUUCUUCCUUGAAUGAUAUCAGCCAUGUUAUUCUUAGACAGAGCUACUACCAGAGCAGCAAUCAUUGGAUAUGAUAUAUCACACCAUGAGCCAUGUGUUCUUUUUUUAUUUAUUGUUGUAUAAACAAAAAUAUACAUAUAUAUAGUAUAUAGAUAUUUCAUUUCCUGUUACUGUCUUCUGUUCAUGUACAGUUUUUAUAUCACAUUUUUCUGCGUUAAGAGUAAUGUAUUAUGCCCCUCAGCUGCAUGAUAGACUUAAGAUAGUAAUGUUAUGACUUUUUAAAAAAAAAGUAUGAUUAUAUAAGCUACUGUACGUACAGUAGAUCUGAUAACUUUCUGUGUGUAUAAAAUAAGAUUAGAAUUUACUGUAUCUGGUCAAACUAUUCAUUUCAGACUAGAUGUUCCUCAAAAUAAUGGUGUGUUUUUUUAAAUGCCGUAAACUCAUUCUGAGCCGGUUCAGCACAUCCUUCUUUCAUGAGAGAGCAGUGAUAUGCGAGUCUGCAGGACAAUACUGGGAUAGUUUCAAGGUGUCUCAGGAGUACUCGUCUGGGUCGAAGGAGAAGCCUCACCUUUCCUCUGUGCAGCCAGGGUGUUUGUGCUUUCAGCACGCCACUGUGAAUUUGUUCUCCAGACACAAGCCUCCACUUUGAUUCUCUGCCAAAUGAAAGGCUACAGCAACAACGUCCCGUGUCUCACUUUGUUAUAUCAGGAAAUAGAUGAACUUCUCCCAAACCCUCUGGGGUGUUCAUGUAUUUUCCUCUUCCUGUCAGGAAGCUAAUAGGUCAGAGGAUGAUUCUUCUCUCCUGAAAGGGCCAGACUUCAGAUCCGUCCAGCCUUUCAUAUUGAUGGGAAACGCCAAACACACUUUCAUUGUGCAUUAUACUUUCUGAUCAGCCAUUAGUGUACAUUACAACAGCUAAAUAAUGAAUGUCCUCCAAUAAAUGGAAAAUUUACUGGCACAGACACUCACUAAAAUUAGAUCCAUCAUUGCAGAGAAUUUCCCUGUGACUCUUGUUUCCUGAGGAUAGAAGACCUCACAGUAGCUGUUAUCACACCAACCAUCGUGUCAGAGCAUAUGAUAGAUGGUCUAUAGGGUAGGUCACUGCUUUUUUGUAAUCAUGUGGUGUGUGUGUGUCAGUGUGAGUGUGUUUAUGCUGAAUGUCCUGAUGCUCAUGGUUUCCAAGCUGAAUUGAAGUUGAUGUCUGAACUCAAGGUCACUUCUUUAUUACAGUAGGGCAGAGCUUCCUGCCAGGCCUGUGGCUGUAAUGGGGUAUAAGGGAAAUAAAUGAGCCCUCUGUGUAACUGUCACAGGGACAGGAAAAAAGGUGAACUUCCCUAUUCAAAUCAAUUCAGGGUCAGCCAAGGAGUGCAUCUAGUGGCUCUAAAGAAUGACGGAGCCCCCCAGCCUUGACCAAAAUCAGCAUAAAUCAGACCUGGUGGUUUAGCUUUACUACACUGAGCAAUGUGUCUGCAUUGCUUACCUCAAGACCCCUCAGCAGACCUGAUGACUGCCGAGGCUGCUACUAAGCUCAUUCCAAGACACCGGGAGGCAUCUGGCCCCAACCAACUUACACAACCAACUCCAGUGUCUGUGUUAGCGGAGAGCACUGGAGCAUCAUACUUUAUAAACAGAGGAAGCAGAAGAAAAACGAGCCAGACAAUUUAUCAUGCCUUUUCAAAACACAAAAUUAUUUUCUUUGUUUCACUUUUCUCUCUUUCUCUCCCUUCAACCAGGUGAUUUUUUUUAAAAUACUUUCUGUCUGUCAAAGCAGCUAGGAGUUUAUUUUGGGAGUUUGUUUCACACAAGAAAUAUGUUUCUCACAUAAAAGGUAGCUGCACCCAUUGUCUUUCUUUACAACAGCUGUUUUCAAGGUGAUUUUUGCCAAAUAUAGCCACACUUUUAUUUUUAUUGGCGGCAAUUAUGAUUUUACAGAAUCGCUUGCCUCAUUCUUUAGAGAAGAUGAAGUAUUUACUGAUUUAAAAUGGGUUAUUCCCCUGAGAGCCUGGAGGAUCAAAGUUAGCUUUUAUCACUCUUACCCACCCUGUUUUCAUUACUUAAAGUGUGGUUGUGUUCACACCUCAACAAGACCCUGUCAUUUUUUUCUUCACAGUAAAAACAGGCAUGUGUCUGAAUAAAUCCAUUUUAUGGGAGCUCAUUCAACAGGCUUUCACAGGCUUUAUGUGCAAAGAAAUGGUUUGUUGUGAUGUGUCUACUCCAGUUUAACCUACAGGUUUUCAUGGCUCCUGGCCAGCUAUGAGAAGUGCACACAAAUUUAAAAAAAAUAAAAUAGCUCUGUUACCGUG